UGGCGAGGCAUCUUGCUAAACUUUAGUACUGCAGACUGAGCGUGUGACUCAGUGUGGGAAAACGAUAGAUACCAUUACCAUGUUGGUUGGAUAACUGAGAGAUGAUGAUGAUUUCAACUUCAACCAUGGCUUUGGCUUCUUUACUACCCAAAACGGCACCGCAUGUCCUUUCCCUCACAAACCCUUCCGCUUCCACUCCCUUCAUCUUACCUUUCAGUUUCCACUGUUUGCCUCACCCUCCUCUUCUCUCUGCCCUCAAAGCUAGUUCCUCCGGUGGCGACGAUUUACGCGGCAAGCCCCUGCUUUCUCAGGGAAUUGGAAAGGGAAUUUUGGAGGAACAUGCCUUUGAAGACGACGACGACGACAAAUGGGUUGAUUGGGAGGACCAGAUUUUGGAGGACACCGUUCCUCUCGUCGGCUUCGUCAGAAUGAUUCUUCACUCUGGACAAUAUGACAAUGGAGAUAGACUAAGUGCAGAGCAUGAGAAAACCAUUAUUGAGAAGCUGCUUCCCUUUCAUCCAGAAUUUGAGAAAAAGAUCGGAAGUGGAGUUGAUUAUAUCACUAUUGGAUAUCAUCCUGAUUUUGAACGCUCUAGGUGUUUGUUCAUAGUACGAGAAGAUGGAGAGCUGGUUGAUUUUUCAUAUUGGAAAUGCAUAAAGGGCUUGAUCAGAAAGAACUAUCCAUUAUAUGCAGACAGUUUCAUUCUCAGACAUUUCAGGAAGAAGAGUCGUAAUUUGUGAAGUUAGCACUGUCUUUUGCUGGUUGGACCAUUUCGUUUUAGAAUUCGCUUCUUCUUUUUUAAUCCCUUUUGAUUUCUCGUGCUAUUUUAUUGCUGGUAGCAUGUUAUUUUAAAGGUCUGAGAAAAACGAAUACAAAUUUUUUUGGAGUUCUGAAGAGUGGUUAGCAUUUAACGACUCACGACAAAAGAUUGCCAUCAAUGCCGGAAAUUGUACCCAUUUUAUUGUUGACAAUAUUCGCAGUGAUAUAAAAAUAUGGGAAUGUAGAUUAUGUAUAUAGACCUUGAUGAUACUGUACCUUUCUGUUCAAAUAAUUUUUCAAUUUGAAGAAUUGAAGUUUAUUUUA
Messenger RNA from Glycine soja, 1083 nucleotides. Its product is annotated as protein DCL, chloroplastic-like. Gene Ontology annotation, cellular component: chloroplast. The record is from RefSeq and is a predicted model, not a curated record. The transcript has 3 exons. Gene Ontology annotation, biological process: chloroplast rRNA processing; chloroplast organization. Lineage: Eukaryota; Viridiplantae; Streptophyta; Magnoliopsida; Fabales; Fabaceae. Bases 102 to 740 code for a protein of 212 amino acids.